This is a messenger RNA of Drosophila hydei, 982 nucleotides long. It is a transcript of the gene Crk, whose product is annotated as adapter molecule Crk. The coding region runs from base 68 to 958 and encodes 296 amino acids. The transcript has 6 exons. NCBI's taxonomy places the organism in Eukaryota, Metazoa, Arthropoda, Insecta, Diptera, Drosophilidae. The record is from RefSeq and is a predicted model, not a curated record. Gene Ontology annotation, molecular function: protein binding.
AUAUAUAUAGGCGUAUAUAUAUAUAUAUAUAUAAUCGAACAAAAGUCGAAUUAAUUUUGGAUUCAACAUGGAUACAUUUGAUGUAUCUGAUAGGAGCAGCUGGUACUUUGGUUCCAUGUCUCGACAAGAUGCAACCGAAGUAUUAAUGAAUGAGAGGGAACGAGGAGUUUUUUUGGUUCGCGAUAGCAAUUCAAUUGAAGGCGAUUACGUCCUUUGCGUUAGAGAAGACACUAAAGUUAGUAACUACAUUAUAAACAAGGUGCAACAACAGGACCAAAUAGUUUACCGUAUAGGCGAUCAGUCUUUCGAAAACCUUCCUAAGUUAUUAACUUUCUACACACUGCAUUAUUUGGACACCACACCACUGAAGCGACCCGCGCAGAAAAAACAUGAAAAAGUUAUCGGCAAAUUUGAUUUUGUUGGAAGCGAUCAAGACGAUUUACCGUUUCAACGAGGCGAAGUUCUCACGGUAAUUCGAAAAGAUGAAGAGCAAUGGUGGACAGCCCGCAAUUCCACUGGUCUAGUUGGGCAAAUACCAGUUCCCUAUGUUCAACGCUACGACGAAUCAUUGGACGAAGAUGGUAUGGACCAUGCAGCUACUUUAAACCCAAGCGCUUGUUCGGCACGUUCCACAGGGGGCAGUUCCGAAUCACCAACCGUGUCAUCCAGCCAGUUUAGUACAUUAAAAAGGACAGACCUAAACCGCAAAUUGCCAGCUCGAGCUCGAGUCAAACAGUCUCGCGUGCCUAAUGCAUACGAUAAAACGGCGCUAAAGUUGGAAGUAGGGGAUAUCAUUAAAGUCACUAAAACCAAUAUAAAUGGGCAAUGGGAAGGAGAGCUUAAUGGACGAAAAGGUCAUUUUCCAUUUACGCACGUCGAAUUUGUUGACGAUUGUGAUUUAACCAAUAAUUCUCCGGAUAUUCGAUUAAAUAACGAUUGGGUGGAUCAACAACAAUAAUUUUCAAUCAUAAUUAUCUUAUAU